Molecule: messenger RNA, 2376 nt
Organism: Onthophagus taurus
Lineage: Eukaryota; Metazoa; Arthropoda; Insecta; Coleoptera; Scarabaeidae
Gene: Caper
Product: RNA-binding protein 39-like protein Caper
Biological process (GO): mRNA processing
Cellular component (GO): nucleus
Molecular function (GO): RNA binding
Source: RefSeq, a predicted model, not a curated record
AUUUUAAAUUUUCAAACGGCUACAACUUUGUUAUUUUAAUUGGUAUAAUUUUUCUUAUAUAUUUAUUUUCUAGCAAGACAACGACUCCAAGCACACAUUGGUAAACUUUGAUUGUUUGUUAUAUUAUGAGCUGUCUCAUAGCUCAGAUUUAAAUCCGAUUGAUUAUGUUUGGGAGAUUUAUAAAUUUUAUUUAAAUAAAGAAAAAUUAAAUUUCGUCACAAUUCAGAGGCAUUCAUCCAAUAAAACAUUCUCCAGCAAAUUUGUGUCGUUCUCAUUUUAUGUUAAAGAUCAUUAAACUAUCAAAAAGAAAGAUGAGAAGAUUAUGGUGUGAAACAAGAAAAUUCUAAAUCUAAUUUAAACCUGUUUGUUAUUUUACAAAAAAAAAAAAAAAAUGAAAUAAAUUAAUCAAAGAGAUCAAAUUAAAUUUCGUUAUACAUCUAUAUUUUUGUAUUUCACAAUAAGACACUGAUGGUCUUAUGCAGUGUAUUUUUUCAGAAGUAUUGAUCUGGAUCACAAACAAGUUUAGCCAGCAAGUGUUCGUUUGUAAUUCUGCACAGACGGAGGAAAUCAACGGAAAAAUCAAAGAAAAUGGAGAUUCAAGCAACAAAUACAGAUCAUCCGAAAGAAACGGUAGACGUCGUAGUAGAAGUAACAGCCGAAGACGUUCCCGAUCCCGUUCGAAAGAUCGUCGCCGUACCAGCCGUGAUCGCAGACGAAGUCGUAGCCGAGAAAGACGCCGCUCAAAAGAUCGUAAUAGGUCGCGAGAACGCCGUUCUCGCUCACGAUCCAAAAAACGCAGCCGUUCCAGGGAUGUAAAUAAACGCUCCUCAGAUAAUAAGCGACGAAACGAUAGGCGUAGUCGCAGCAGAGAGCGGCGACCAAGAGAUAAAGCUGGAGCUGUAACCGCUACCGGAGGAAAUGCAAGUAGUGGUGGAGGCGCCGGAGCUAGACAUACACCUUCCCCUCCUUCCGUACGACUUCCUUUCCCGAAAAAAGGACGUUCCCCAAUCGGGUUGGGUUACAAUAGAGGAACGUCCCCUCCGGAAGAUCUUAGCCCAGAGGAGAGGGAUGCUAGAACGGUUUUUGUUAUGCAAUUAUCUCAAAGGAUUCGAGCGAGGGAUUUGGAGGAAUUUUUUAGUUCAGUUGGAAAAGUGCGGGAUGUUAGGUUGAUUACUUGUAAUAAAACGAGGAGGUUUAAAGGGAUUGCUUAUAUCGAGUUUAGAGACCCUGAAAGUGUAGCUUUGGCUUUGGGCUUAUCGGGACAAAAACUUUUGGGGGUCCCAAUUAUCGUACAACACACCCAAGCGGAAAAAAACAGAAUGGGAAAUUCAAUGCCAAACCUUAUGCCCAAAGGAAUGACCGGCCCUAUGAGAUUAUACGUUGGAUCUUUACAUUUUAACAUCACCGAAGAUAUGUUGCGAGGAAUUUUCGAACCUUACGGAAAAAUCGAUAACAUCCAAUUAAUUAUGGACCCGGAAACUGGGAGAUCUAAAGGAUACGGAUUUAUUACAUUCCAUAAUUGUGAUGAUGCAAAAAAAGCUUUGGAACAACUAAAUGGUUUUGAAUUAGCUGGUCGUCCGAUGAAAGUCGGAAAUGUAACCGAACGUCUUGAUUUGCAACAACAAGGUCCUUCAAUUUUAGAUUCUGAUGAAUUAGAUCGAUCGGGAAUCGAUUUAGGUGCAACUGGACGUCUUCAGCUCAUGUUUAAAUUAGCUGAAGGUGCUGGAAUGCAAGUACCACAAGCGGCGGCUAACGCGUUAAGCAUGGCAACCGGCCAACCAGUUGUACCUCAAGUCCAAACUAACAGCACCCCUCCGAUAGCGACUCAAUGUUUUAUGUUAAGUAAUAUGUUUGAUCCGACGUCGGAAAAUCAACAAAGUUGGGAUACAGAGAUACGAGAUGAUGUAAUUGAGGAGUGUAAUAAACACGGUGGGGUUUUGCACGUUUUUGUGGAUAAAGGUUCCCCCCAAGGAAACGUUUACGUAAAAUGUCCGUCGAUUGCGACUGCGGUGGCUUCGGUUAAUUCGCUUCAUGGGCGUUGGUUUGCUGGAAGAGUUAUUACGGCCGCUUAUGUACCUUUGAUGAAUUAUCACGCGUUGUUUCCUGAUGCUAUGUCCGCCCAACAAUUAUUGUUGCCAUCAACAAGGAAGUAAAAGUAAGGAUUGUGGAUUUGAAGAUAUAUUUUCUUUACGUUAUUAUUUUUUUUUUGUUAGGAAGAAGUAGAAUUUAAAUUGUGUGUUUAGAUUAACACUAUAACAAUUAAAAAUGAGUUGUAAUAAUUUGUGUAUAUUUUAAGUACUACAUAUAGCUGAUAAGUAAUUUGUAGAUAAUAUAAUUGAUGAUAAAAAGGUAAUAAGAAACAUAAUUAUCUUUUAA